AUGGUGACCGUGAAACAGGGAGAUACAAGCGCCGAUGAAGUUUCCGUCCUCAACAAACUCUUUCUUGAUCCGAGCAUCAUCAUUCCCUUAUUCUCUCUCUCUCUCGUUCCAUGUGGCUGUUUGUUGGCUGAAUCAUUCGCUAACUUUUUCUUGCUGUGUUCCAUAAUUCUUCGUGAGAUUCAUUUACAUCCAUUGCUUGUUUCUCCUUCGUUGGCACCGAAGUCCAUUACUGUCGUUCUAUGGAGUAACAAAUCUGUCAAUGCAUAUUACUACAUCUAUCUAUCUAUCUAUCUAUCUAUCUAUCUGAGUUUUUUGUUUAUAUCUAUCUAUCUAUCUAUUUAUCUGAGUUUCUCCAUAUCUAUCUAUCUGAAUUUGUUCAUAUCUAUCUGUUUAAGUUUCUUCAUAUCUAUCUAUCUAUCUAUCUAUUACAUUACUGGGAUUCGAACCUGGCUCUCCGAUUCCUCAAUCCGAGCCUUUUUAUUUCUUUAUGGUUUUCUUUUAAAAUUCAAUUUAUUAAAUCUAUCUUUCUUUUCCUCAGCCUAUUAUCUGUGUAUAUUUUUUUUUCUUAUUCGUCAGUUUAAAACCUUAUUUUUCUCAUUCGCGUUUCAAUCAUUUUUUUUAAUUCUUUUUUAUCGUAAAUUUCUUUUGUUUAUAUUUUCAAAAUCGAAAAAUAUUUUGUUUUUCUUCUUCCGCUUGUAUUUCCUUCUUCCUUCUCCAAUAUUUCCUUUUCUUUAUGUCUUAAUGAAUUUGCAAUUCCGUCUCUAG
Acanthosepion pharaonis is the source of this 765-nucleotide messenger RNA. Lineage: Eukaryota; Metazoa; Mollusca; Cephalopoda; Sepiida; Sepiidae. The record is from the annotation of a GenBank genome assembly.